AUGACGAAGCCGGGAUUUCCUGAAUUUAGCGUCCAGGAUGAAGAUGACGCAGCAGAGAUCCUAGCGGAAAUGUUCGUACUUUCCGACUACGUCUGUGAUCUUGAACCUUGGGUGAUUCUGUCUGACGAUGCGGAAAGUACGCUUAUAUCAGCUCUCGAUUGGAUGUCGUACGCAGUACGCCAGCUCAACGACGCCAGGGUCAGGCUCGUCAAUACUAACGAGGGGGCAUGGUAUGAUGUCCACACUGUAUUAAAUCUCUUACGUAUCUUCCAACCAAAAAUCGAGAGUGUCCUGGAAUAUAAUGAAGAGCUGAAGAAGGAGGCUAAAGCGAAAGAGGAACAAGGUGAAGGACAAGGGGAUUGGGAUUAA
Messenger RNA from Daldinia decipiens, 369 nucleotides. RefSeq lists its product as uncharacterized. The coding region runs from base 1 to 369 and encodes 122 amino acids. The record is from RefSeq and is a predicted model, not a curated record. Lineage: Eukaryota; Fungi; Ascomycota; Sordariomycetes; Xylariales; Hypoxylaceae. The transcript has a single exon.